Podospora anserina S mat+ is the source of this 633-nucleotide messenger RNA. RefSeq lists its product as uncharacterized. The transcript has a single exon. Lineage: Eukaryota; Fungi; Ascomycota; Sordariomycetes; Sordariales; Podosporaceae. Gene Ontology annotation, molecular function: acyltransferase activity, transferring groups other than amino-acyl groups. Bases 1 to 633 code for a protein of 210 amino acids. The record is from RefSeq and is a predicted model, not a curated record.
AUGACUCAUUCAAACCGUAGCUGCCAUUGGGAAUUUACCUCACUUAUCAUUCUUGUGACUGAUCACCAUCUUGUAAUCCUCUUGAUUUGGCAUGAAACAACUUUAAACGCCAAAAUGAACCCAACGGCCUCAUGGCGCCCCAUGUACAACCACGAUCUCUCGGCUGUCAUGCUUGUUGCUGAUGAGAUCCACCCCGGUCUCCCUGAAGGUGCUUCUGUUUUCGCAGAGCGGGUAGAACUCUUCCCUGAGGGAUGCUUCGUUCUGGAAUCAAGGCAGGAGAUUUGCGGCUAUAUCAUAUCACAUCCCAUUCGACGACAUUGCCCUCCCGCUCUGGAUACCCUGCUCGUUGAGAUACCCCCGACUGCCGACCACUAUUACAUUCACGACCUCGCCAUUCUCCCUUCAUUCCAGGGACGUGGAUUAGCUGCCGAAGGUAUCAAGAAGGUUUUGGACGUUGCGCGCAACUGCCGCACUACCUGUCUUAUCUCAGUGUACGGCACACUGGCCUUUUGGAAACGAUUUGGGUUCGAGCCUGGGAUGGAUGACGCAGACAUGUCAGCAAAAUUGAGAGGAUAUGGCAACGAUGCCAUGUAUCUAGAGUGCCAGAACACAACAGAACAAGCUCCAGUCUGA